AUGAGUGGGCUGCCACCUGGCUACCCGUACGGGGCUGCCGGGCAGCCGCCCGGGUAUGGCGGGCCGCCGCCGCCGUUCCCUGGGAUGGCGCCGCCUGGUAUGCAGCCGCCGCCCGGGUAUGGCGGGCCGCCGCCGCCGUUCCCUGGGAUGGCGCCGCCUGGUAUGCAGCCGCCACCAGGAAUGAUGCCGCCGCCGGGCAUGAUGCCGCCGCCGGGCAUGAUGCCGCCGCCGGGCAUGAUGCCGCCGCCUGGGAUGCAUCCGGGCGCGCCGAUGGCGCCGCCCCCGAGCGGGGCCGGCGACGCCGACAUGGAGGAUGCCGACGGCGCACCUAGCGCGGAGAUGCUCGAGCGCGCGCGAAAGUGGCAGUCGCUCAACGCGCGGCGCUACGGCGAGCGGCGCAAGCACGGGCACAUCGACGCGCCCAAGGAGGACAUGCCUCCGGAGCACGUGCGCAAGAUCGUCAAGGACCACGGCGACAUGACCAACAAGAAGUUUCGGCACGACAAGCGCGUCUACCUCGGGGCGCUCAAGUACGUGCCUCACGCCGUCCUCAAGCUGCUCGAGAACAUGCCGAUGCCGUGGGAGCAGAUCCGCACGGUGCCAAUCCUCUACCACAUCACGGGCGCCAUCACCUUCGUCAACGACAUCCCCAAGGUGAUCGAGCCCGUCUACAUUGCGCACGGCACGCCCGUCGCGUUGCACGUCUCCUCGAUCGUCGGCGGGUCGCACGGAGAGCGCGACGCCGCGCCGCUCCCCGGGCAGAAGGCGUCCAGUGCACUGCGCUGCUCAGCACUGAAGAGCGACGACGCGUUCGACACCGCCGCGCACCCGUCCUCCUCGCAGCUCGGGGCCCCCGCGCAGCGCGUCACGCACUGA
This is a messenger RNA of Emiliania huxleyi CCMP1516, 876 nucleotides long. RefSeq lists its product as hypothetical. The transcript has 2 exons. Gene Ontology annotation, molecular function: U2 snRNA binding; U1 snRNA binding; U6 snRNA binding. Lineage: Eukaryota; Haptophyta; Isochrysidales; Noelaerhabdaceae. Gene Ontology annotation, biological process: mRNA splicing, via spliceosome; spliceosomal tri-snRNP complex assembly. The record is from RefSeq and is a predicted model, not a curated record. Gene Ontology annotation, cellular component: U5 snRNP; catalytic step 2 spliceosome. The coding region runs from base 1 to 876 and encodes 291 amino acids.